This is a messenger RNA of Pangasianodon hypophthalmus (striped catfish), 6536 nucleotides long. RefSeq names its product whirlin b (gene whrnb). NCBI's taxonomy places the organism in Eukaryota, Metazoa, Chordata, Actinopteri, Siluriformes, Pangasiidae. Gene Ontology annotation, molecular function: protein binding. Gene Ontology annotation, biological process: auditory receptor cell stereocilium organization; sensory perception of sound. Gene Ontology annotation, cellular component: photoreceptor inner segment; stereocilia ankle link complex; stereocilium tip. The record is from RefSeq and is a predicted model, not a curated record. The coding region runs from base 1477 to 4314 and encodes 945 amino acids. The transcript is spliced from 12 exons.
UGUUGGUCGCUAGGCGACGUCGUCGCGCGCGCCGCUGUCUGCGUCAUUUCCUGUGGAGAGCUCGCUGGUCCGCGCGAGCCGCUGCUCCAGCUUCUUAUGGAGAGAGAAGUAGUGCGGUGUGUGAGUGACGGGCGGGCGCGUGCUCUCUCCGCUGCUCUCCGGUGCUGAACGCGGGAGGAAAGUUAUCCUCCGCAAACUGAGGCUCUUUUAUAUCACUGCAUCUCAGUAAUAACGGGAUUGAAAUGAUCUGCAUUCAACUUGGAGGUGUUGCGGAACUUGCUGGGGUCUGGCUCAGGUUCUGAGAUUUUUCUGUCAGGAUCGUUUCUGUUUCCUUUUACACGCUGAUCAUCAUCAUCAUCAUCAUCAUCAUCCUUCUCUAAAGAACAGCUUUUUAAAACAGUUGCAGAGUUUACUGUGUUGGUAAAGUGCUUUAAAUACUCGGGGAAACUAUUGCGUAAUAAUAUCUUCUCUGAAUGUGUUCUCUGAGUGAGUAACCUUUCCACUGAAGAAGUUAACUCUUCAGUUAAUGGAGCAUAUAUACAUACAUAUAUCUAUAGGGGUGUGUGUGUGUGUGUGUGUGUGUGAGGGAUAUCUCUGUUUGGAAAUCAGCUAAUCAGCUUUCUAGCCCUGUAUAAUUACGAGUAGGCAUUUUGACUGUUUUUAUUAUUAUUAUUAUUAUUAUUUAAUUUUUAAUUUAAAAAAAAAAUCCCCGACUGCAAUGCUGACGUCUAAAUUUGCGAUUUUUUUUUUAGACUACAGCAAUUCAUUAUAACGACUUAAGAACAGAUGUGUGUGUGUGUGUGUGUUUCUUGAUCCCGAACACACUUCAGAAGAAGCUUUAAAGCAGCGAUUUUACAGAAAAUGCACUAAAUAUUAAGCGGUUAUUUCCAGUCUGUAGUCUUUGCUGGUGUGCUGAAAGCUUAAUACUGACUUCUAAAGUGAUCAUUUCACUAAACACAUGUUUACUAACUACACUGGCGCUUAACAUUCAUCUUGUUUGGUCGGAAUAUGAUCAGAAUUCACUCUAUAUUGUGUUAUGAGUGAUAAAUCUCUUAGACAUUUGGCUUCAGACUAUAUAUUUUAUAUUUCUGGGGAUAGUGUUGACGUAGGAUUCCUUACUGCUGAUAUUAUAGAUUAGAAAACUGUUAAAAACACACUAGAGAAGGCAGAAAUGAGGAGCAGGAUGACGGGUCACUGCAUGCCGGGGUCUCGGUGUGCCUCUGUUCCGCAUUGUGUCCGAAAUGGCACCCUACUCCCUAUUCCCUACACACUGCAAAGUGCACUCUGGGUGCUUUGCGUCCAUUAAGCUGCACCGUUUGGACACUGAGCUUCUACAGAGCAUCGUGUGACUUUAGGACUGCGCCAGAUAUUCUGCAGCACGCUUCCAGACAUGAAUAAGAAACGGCAAAAGUCUCUCACUAGUGCACUUUAUAGUGAAUAAGUGGUUGUUUUAAGACGCACGCACGCACGCACGCGAUGAGCUCGGAGCUGGAGCGCGUGUCGCUCAAGUCGCGGGCGAACUCCGUGGGCUCGGGCGGUCGCGCGCUCUCCGUUAACGUCCAGCGGCUGCACGACUCUCUGCACGUGCUGCUCAGCGACACCGAGCGCGAGCAGUUCGCGCACUGCCUGAGCGUGUACCACGCCAAGCGCAACGUCUUCGACCUGGUGCAGACGCUCAGAGUGAUCCUCGACACACCCGGCAAACGCCAGCUGCUGCCCAUGCUGCGCCUCGUGCUCCCCCGCGCAGACCAGCUGCUGUUCGACCAGUACACGUCCGAGGGCCUGUACCUGAAAACAGAACCGCCUACGACUGCCGUGGACACGCACCACGCACCCGGAGAAGUAAAUCACGCAAACGCCGUUACGAGCGCCCACGCGCGCGCGCCCUCGGUGCACUUCGCCAGCGCGGCGGAUUUCAGCACCGCGGCUGAAGGGACAGCGCACGACGACACGCGUCACGUGACCCUGAAACGCUCCAAGAGCCACGAGGGCCUCGGUUUCAGCAUCCGCGGCGGCGCAGAGCACGGAGUGGGGAUCUACGUGUCCCUGGUAGAGCCGGGCUCCUCAGCAGAAAGAGAGGGACUCCGCGUGGGAGACCAGAUCAUUCGAGUCAAUGACGUGGUGUUUGACCGGGUCACCCAUGGAGAGGCAGUCAAGGUGCUGAAGGGAUGCAAGAAGCUCUGCUUAUCAGUGUGUUCGAUGGGGCGGAUCCCUGGAGGUUAUGUGACCAAUCACGUGUACACAUGGGUAGAUCCUCAGGGCCGAAGCAUCUCUCCGCCCCCUGACCUGCUGGAGCAGCAUACUGCAGGCGGACGACACAGCCAGCGCCGUGGACACGCCCCACAACAAGGGGCGGAGAGAAGGGUCACCAUCUCCUUGGACGAUGGACGUCCGCUGGGUCUGAUGAUACGCGGAGGAGCAGAAUAUUCCCUCGGCAUUUACAUUGCCGGAGUGGACCACGGAUCAGCAGCAGAGUGUGGAGGUUUAAAGGUUGGAGAUCAGAUCAUGGAGGUGAAUGGGCACAGUUUCUUCAGCAUUGCCCACGAUGAGGCUGUGCAGAUCCUCAAGAGCUCACACCACAUGCUGAUGACCAUAAAGGACGUAGGGCGUCUUCCUCAUGCCCGCACCGUAGUGGACGAGACCAAGUGGAUCUCCAGCCCACAAAUCGCAGAGAGCUCGGCCAGCGCUGCCCUAAGUGUGUCAGGAGAUGCUGGUGCUGGGAGCUCAGGAAAGGGCCUGUCGUCCCCGGCUCUGGCCCCAGGACUUAUGGGGGCUCGGAGUUCUUUGGAGGAGCAGGCCUAUCUGCUGCUGACCGAGGCAGAGAGACAGACCAUGACCUACUACAUCCAGGAGUACCAGUGUGGCCACAUCGGCGUGGAGCCUCUUGCUAUGGCCCUGUUCGAGCUCUUCAACACACACGCCAAGCUUACGUUGCUGGCAGAGGUGCGUGUUCUUAUUGCGCCUCAGGAUCUGGAGCGUUUUGAUGGCCAGGUCGUUCACCAUGAGAUGGAGGCUUGGAGGGUGAGACAUGGAGGCCUGGGCCUGCUGCACCACGCCAAGCCCAUCUGCAGCUCUCAUCCUGAGGGUCAUGUCCCAACUGCCUGCCAGAUGACUGCUUCACCAAUGGGCUAUGCUAAGAAUGAGUGCAGGAUGGAUGGAAGCGUGGAGGCAGGACCUGCGGGGGCUUUUAACUCCCUACCGGAAAUAGCUUUGGAUGAAGUACAAUCUCGUAUCGAGUCUCCACCUAAUUUCAGACCACCACCUCCCCCUGUACACGGAAGUCCGAAGGUCCAGCUCAAACGCCCUACGUCUAAACUGUCCCAAACCAACCUGCUCUUUACAGCCCCCUGCAGGAUGCACCAGGAAAGUCAUACUCUUAACCACACCAACCCACACACACACCCAUCCUGCUCAGCUCACACUUCCCCAUGCAUUGUCCACCACAGCUCCUCCCCCUGUGUCUCCCAUCGCUCUCCUCCUCCCUGCUCCCUCCAUCGUUGCUCUCCAUGUUCUCUGCAUCGCUCCAGACCCUCAGUUGCACCGCCAGCCAAAGACCUCGUCCAGUUUCUGAUGAGCAAGCAGGCGGCCAUGUUGCCACCCCAUCCGGAAUCUUCAAGCCGCUCGCGAGCUGCCACUCCGACCCCCAGCGGGUCCGCUCGCUCCUCUCCAUCCCUCUCACCCUCGCUGCGUAUACCUGCACCGCCACCUUGCAGCCCGGAAAAACCCGAGGUCACGAUUUCGGCACCUGAAAUGAGCCCCAGCAUGGCUCGCCACCACAGACUCAACCCUGAGCAGGAGACUGCAGAGGAGAAGACGCGGAUCCAACCACGAGGGGCUACUCUAUCCCAGCUCUCAGACAGUGGACAGACCCUGAGUGAGGACAGUGGCGUGGACAUUGCAGAGGCAGGGGGAUUGUGUAAGGACAGCAGUCCUCGGCCUGGUAAAGCUGUAUCCCAGAAUGCAUCAGGAGAGCCGCAGGGGGCAGAGAGAGCAGCACAGGUUCCCAAUCACCAGUCAGGGCAGUCUGGGCCUACACUGGUACGGGUGUCCAAGAGUGCUAAUACGCUCGGCAUUGCUGUGGAAGGUGGCGCCAACACUAGACAGCCUCUUCCACGCAUCGCAUCUAUACAGAAAGGGGGCUCGGCUCAUCUAUGUGGGCAGUUGCGGGUAGGUCAGGUGAUCCUGGAGGUCAACGGCAUGUCUCUCAAAGGCAUGGAGCAUCGAGACGCUGCACGUGUCAUUGCCGAGGCCUUUAAGACCAAAGAGAAGGACUACAUUGACUUCCUGAUCGCCGACUUUAAUGUUGCCCUAUAAAAGGUGACAGAAACAUUACAUAAAGCUAAGCAGACAUUGCACCUUAAUGAACGUGGACACAGGUGGACAAUAAGGACAUAUACAGGAGGACUUGGCCAAGCUGGAGUCCCGCAAGUAAAAAAAUAUCCUUCAUCUUGCCCGAUCACAUUGCCUGCUUAUUAAACAGACUUUUUUCAGGGUCACAGAAAUGAGGUCCUGCUUUGCUUUCAUUUUGUAUUUGUGUCCCACCAGGCAUCCAGGAUUUGUUCGUGUUUAUGAGGUAGGCUAUGAUAAUGGGACAAGCGCUGAGGUUUUAGGUUGAUUAUUAAAAUCCAUCUCGUGAAGCAGCAGGAAAAUGAAAGCUUGAAAUGACUUGUCUCUGCCCCGUGCUCAAGGACAUCCCAGUGCAGACCAGAGAUAGAUGGAGAGAGCUAAUGGAUAGUGCUUAAAAACCACUUUGUCUGAGUAUGAGCAAUAUGGAUGGCUGGUGGCUUGCCCUCAUUUCACUCUCUGUCCCAUAUUUUAAAUAAUGAUGGGGACUUUAUAGCACUUUGGAUGCUGCUGUCUAAAUGGCAAAACAAAGCUAGGCUUAAGAAAAGCUGAAGAAGACUGUUAGCUUGAAUAUCAUUUCUCAUGCAGCCCCAACAACUAAUCUGAUGCACAAAUCACAUAUCAUAACCUAAUACUUAGAAGUGAUUAAUGUGUACUGCUCUAGAAAAAUGGUACAGCAUACAUAUUUAAAGGAACAUUUUGUAAUGUUUAGAGCCCUCUGCUGUCUGAGAGGUGAACUGCAAUUGCAAUGUAAACAUUUACGGACCUUUACUAUUUGCCCAAAACGGCCCCUCUAUUGUAGCUGGGGCGGGGCUUAUUUCUGGGUCAGAUAAAAGUUAACAAAAGUCUGAAAUUAAGAAACAAUCUAUUGCAUAGAAACUUUGGAAAUGACAGUUUUUCUGAUGUAUCUUUGAAAUUAUUGGUAUAUUACAGGUCUGUAUGCACUUUCAUACACUAUAAACUGCACCUUUAUGGGAAGCAAUGUUAGAAAUGUGCGUGAUGUGAAAAACAGUGCCAAAGAUAUUGACGCAGCGGUAUAUUAAUAAGCAACAUAUCUAGUCUUGAUGAUGAAUAUUCCCAGGCUAGCCCUGUGUCCAGUGAGGACUCUGAAGCACUGUAUGGAAGUGACGGCCUGGUGUUUGUGCACUUUAAGGAGUACCAUUAAGGGGCGUUUCUACUGAAAGACAGGUUAGCCCAUUGGGUAAAGGAAGUGAUUGUGCAAGCGUAGUUGAACGCAGGUCAAGAGACGACUUCUUCCAUCUUCUCUGUUUACCUUCACCAGAGUUUAAUAUUGCUUCAUCACAGCCCAUAGUGGUGAGUUUGAGUGAUUCUCACCCUCAAUAGAGAACAAUAUCAGAAUGUUGAGUGAUUUUUCAUCCUCAGUGAAGCAGCACAAUGGGCAAUAUUUAUGAGUGCUGUAUGUUAUUGUUUGGCAUUUACAUUAUCAGGAUAUGUUCGAAAUCUUCAUGAGGACUUUCCCAAAGAAACCAUGUAACAGUGGUUCUGUGACUUAGUUGAGAAUGACAAGACCAUAUUGUUUUGCGGGAAUGGGAACGUGGGUGAACGUGACAUAAUGGGGACAUUUUAUAGCCUUUGGUCAUGAGGUGACAACUUUGCCAUUCAACAAGGAAAUAAGCGAAUGGCGAAACUCCGCUAGUUAAGUAAAGAGCCCGGCGGCCCUCCAUUAGUCAUAGAAUAAUGCUUGCGUACAUCUUCCUUUUUAAUUUACAAACAAUAUUUUGAAUAUUUUGGCAGUGCACACAAACAGACAAACAUACAGUCUGUUUAGCCACCAGUUUGAUCAGUAAAUGAAAGAAAAAAAUUAUAAUAAGAGGAAACGCUUGCAGUGUGAUUCAAUACUCGAUUUCUUCCUCUCUUCUCCUCUUACCCUUUCUAGCCCUAGCUCUUAUUUAUCUCUAACAAUCAUUAAUUAGCCUCAAAGGCUUUGCCAUGCUGCUCAAAGUAAUGACAGAUCUAUUUUUAGAAUGAUUUCUGAUGAGAUGAUAGGAUUAUUGAGAUGUUUAUAACAGUAUUUUUGACAUCAGAUAUAUAAUUCACUUAGAAUAAUGAUUUAGUUUUGUUGAUAUAAAUGCAUGUCAUAUCCCCCAAAUAGCCCUAUAUAAACAUGCAGAGCAUUACUGAAGCUGUGUGUGUGAGUGUGUGUGUGUGUGUGUGUGUGUGUGUGUGUGUGU